GAAAUCCCCCACAGAUGUUCUCGUCCUUCCGGCUCUGGCAAUGGGAAAGUGAGAAGUGAGAGGUAGGAGUGUAGUAAUCCUGCGAAACCCCUCAAAGCUAAAGCUCAAAUGGCGCUGCUUCAGCACAUGUGCUCAACACCCCUGGCACGUGCUGUCCGUUCACGCUCCAUCUCCAAUAUCUCCCUUUCCAUUCCAUCCUCGCCGACAUCCACCGUCUCCAUUCCCUCGCCUUCGCUCGCACGAGUCCCUCAUGUCGGCUCCCGCGUUCUCCUUGGCAUGUCCGAGCAGGAGCUUCAGCAGCUCGCCCUCGACUUCGGUCAGCAAAGCUAUCGAGGAAAACAACUCUAUCAUCUUCUAUAUAAGACUAAGGCUAAGGAAAUUGAGGAUUUCAGUCACCUACCCAAGGCCUUCAGGUAUGAUCUUAACGAAGCGGGAUGGAAAGUCGGCAGGUCUCCCGUUCACCGUGUUGUUACUGCAGCUGAUGGCACUAUUAAGAUAUUGAUAAAACUUGAAGACAACAGAUUAAUUGAAACUGUUGGGAUACCAGUUGAAGAUUUCAACGAUAAAGGUUCUCAACGCUUGACUGCAUGUGUCUCAUCACAGGUGGGUUGCCCAUUGCGUUGCUCAUUUUGUGCUACUGGGAAAGGAGGGUAUUCGAGGAACCUUCAGCGUCAUGAAAUUGUUGAACAGGUCCUGGCUAUAGAGGAGCUCUUCAAGCACAGGGUGACAAAUGUCGUGUUUAUGGGCAUGGGCGAGCCAAUGUUGAAUCUGAAGGCAGUUUUAGAAGCACACCGAUGCUUGAAUAAGGAUGUGCAAAUUGGUCAAAGAAUGAUAACGAUUUCUACUGUGGGGGUUCCAAACACAAUUAAAAAGUUGGCUUCACACAAACUCCAGUCGACAUUGGCCGUUAGCCUACAUGCUCCGAACCAGAAACUCCGGGAAACAAUUGUUCCAAGUGCAAAAUCCUACCCAUUGAAUGCAAUCAUGGAGGACUGCAAGGACUACUUCCUAGAAACUGGCCGGAGGGUAUCCUUUGAGUAUGCACUUUUAGCUGGAGUCAAUGAUAAGGAAGAGCAUGCGUUUGAACUUGCAGAACUGCUUCAUGGGUGGGGACGUGGUCAUCAUGUGAAUCUGAUACCUUUCAAUCCGAUAAAAGACUCAGAGUACCGGCGUCCAUACAAAAAAGCGGUGCUAGCAUUUGCAGCUGCCCUGGAGUCUCGUAAAAUAACCGUAAGUAUACGUCAAACACGAGGCCUUGAUGCAAGUGCAGCUUGUGGGCAACUCAGGAACGAGUUCCAAAAGAGCCCUCUGUCUGCCUCUGAUGAAUCUGAAUCUCAAUCAAUUGUUUCGGUGGGUUGAUGCCAACAAAACAUCAGAUAUUUGGAACCUUCAUUGGCUCGCCAAAUGAACCACUAUUUUGCA
Messenger RNA from Telopea speciosissima, 1422 nucleotides. RefSeq names its product probable dual-specificity RNA methyltransferase RlmN. Lineage: Eukaryota; Viridiplantae; Streptophyta; Magnoliopsida; Proteales; Proteaceae. The transcript has 10 exons. Gene Ontology annotation, biological process: rRNA base methylation; tRNA methylation. The coding region runs from base 109 to 1359 and encodes 416 amino acids. Gene Ontology annotation, molecular function: iron-sulfur cluster binding; RNA methyltransferase activity. The record is from RefSeq and is a predicted model, not a curated record.